AUGUCUGGAAGCAAUUCAUUGACAGCAACUUCACCGCGAAGUGCAACAGCACCAAAUAGAAAUUCGCAAAAAUCAACCCUGCUGAAGGUAGUGAUCCUAGGAGACGGUGGAGUCGGAAAAUCAUGCUUGAUGAACAGAUUCGUGUCGAAUCAUUUUGACGAACACAGCUUCCAUACAAUUGGAGUGGAAUUUCUCAAUAAGGACAUUGAGAUAAACGGCGAAGCUUAUACUUUGCAAAUAUGGGACACAGCUGGCCAAGAAAGAUUCAAAACACUGAGAACACCAUUUUACAGAGGCUCUGAUAUUUGUUUAUUAACUUACGCUAUUGACGACCGGACUAGCUUUAGAAAUUUAGCAUUAUGGAGAUCGGAGUUUUUGUACUAUGCAGAUGUGCAAGAAGGCUCUUUGUUCCCGUUUAUUGUCGUGGGUAACAAAGUUGACGUAGCAGAGUCUGAAAAACAAAUAACAACCGAAGAAGCACGUGCUUGGUGUGCAGAAAACGGUAACCCACCUUUAGUAGAAACGUCUGCUAAAAAUGCAACUAAUGUUGAAGCAGCUUUUGGUGCAGCUGUCGCAGCUUGGGCUAAACUAGAAGCUAGACUCGAACGUCCAAUUGUAGAGGAUACUAUUGAUCUCUCAAAGCAGCACUCGCCUCAACGUACUAGCUGCUGUAUGCCAUUGUCUAGUGCCGAGUAG
Messenger RNA from Cotesia congregata, 696 nucleotides. Lineage: Eukaryota; Metazoa; Arthropoda; Insecta; Hymenoptera; Braconidae. The record is from the annotation of a GenBank genome assembly.